AUGGCGCAAGCUUCUGCUGGCGCUGUAGCGUUAGCUAGAGCGCGCAUAGUCCGGGAAUCGACGGGCAACUAUCUCGUUAUUGCACUCCCACUACCGUCUGCCCUCCUAGAAGUAACGCAGCCCUUUUCAUCGUCAGAGACCCACAGCGCCGCCACGGAUAUGCCAACUCAGGAUCGUGAUUUCUGGGAAACCUUCGCCAAACACCCCACCUUCCAGAUUAAUACACUCCUUUGCAGCCUCGGAAUACGCCAGACGAAGAUCGGCCCGGGGCCGCUCAAGUUCCAGCAUCACGCUCUAAACGAACUUGCUGAUGCUGUCACUGCAGCUUCCAGAAGUCUACCAAUAGACAUGGAGCAGCUCCUCGACGCUGCUGCUGACUACAAGUAUGCGCCACUCCAACAAGCCAUUGCGCAGCUCCUGCAUCAGUUUGGCGCCGAGAUCUGGGGUGCAAGCAAACAGAGGAGCUGGCUUCUCAAAGCCAGUGAAGGCCACACAGGAUAUCAGAAGGAUCUGAUAUUUGAAGAUGACGCAGCCAAAGUUGUAUUGAUGUACCAUUUGCGCAUGUGGAUUCUUGCAAAGGCUUUCAAUUGGAAACGGUACAGUGCGAGGAAGGCCUCAAAUGUAAGCGAAAAUGCCCGGGCGAAGAGUCACAACCUCAGGAAGGGCAGCAAUUCGUCACUGCCGCCGCGGCGAGGCCAGACUGACACUCGCCGCGAGACUAUCGUAGCACCACCACCACCAGUAGUAAGCGCUGCUACCACCUUAUCCGAAGCACCAAAGCAGCAGAGUGACUUCUUUGGCCGUAACCAGUCGCAAGUGCGCACGAAAUUGCUGACAUCUGAGCCUCAAGAUGCUGGUUCAUUUGAUCAAUCUCAAGGUGUAACUCCUGAAUAUAAUGACCGCAACUCAGAGUCUGGAGUCACUUGCGAGUCUAGUGAGGUCACAGAAGCUAUCACAACAGCAUACUCUGAAUCAGUCGCACAUCCGACCAAGCCAGAGCCAGGUGAAACAGAUAGCAAACACGAUACAAAGAGAGACAACAUGACAGACCGCACGAUGCUGCUGACUCCUAUACAGCUUCCUGUUGACCGGUAUUGGAGCAGAGAUGAUUGGCGCCUCUAUCAUAUGCAAGGUGAUGAGCGCAAGGCCAUACUUGCAACAAUGCGGUCGGUCGGUUUGGCGGUAAUUCCACAACACGACAACCGCUUCGAAUUUCCCGUUAGGAACUUUGGGUCAUUAGGCCACGACAUCAACAAAAUUGCAUACGGAUUGUCCAGCAAGUUCUCGGCGGCGCAAUUACUUCGGUACGCUGAAGAUAUAUUUUCCCUGGAUGAGGAAAUUGAUGUCUUGUUCGAGACACAUGCCCCGAUUUGGGGUCUUGAUGCAGACCGCACAAAGCUGAUAGUUCCAGGCACUGACGAGAACUAUCCUAAGGAUCUCAUAUACGAGGAGAGCGCAGAUCAGAAGCUGUUGUGGAUGCAUCUUCAUCGCUGGAUUUUCCUCAUAGCGUUUAAGAAUCGUCAGCAGAUGCACAACACUGACGCCACAAACACAGACCCAGGGUUUCAGCUAGAAGGCGAAGAGAUCACUGGGGAUACGCCGGGCGAGUUCCAACGAGACAGAGUGCAUACGUUUGACGUAUCAGAGGAACAUCCUGGUCCAGCUUCCCGGCACGGAUUAGAUGACCUUGCUGUAGACGACGCGAUCACUAAACCGAAUCACACUGGUUCUGUAUCGGUCGAUCCAGCUCUUGGGGAGUACGAGCAAGGUAAGCUUGGAGAACUUGGUCAUAACCUCGCCGAGGUGAAUGACCAAGAUAGUAGCACACUGCUCGGCGACAAAGCAGAGGUUUCGCCCAAGAAGCCGUCCAGAUACCAACAUAAGCGGAAAGACGACAGCAGCGCAGAGACGGAGCAGCACGAGAUUCUCCGACCUCUCAAGCAGCACCGAACGUAUCAGUCUUACACCAACACGAAAGGCCACGAACUGGGCGCCCUCUUCACGAGCUAUCUGUGCAACUACCACGAUCUGGCAUUCGAUGAGGUCGUGGCGCUCAAGCAUCUCAAGCACGGACUCUCAUUGCUCGACGACGAUGCCAUCAGCUCCCCCACCCAACGAAGUAUCGAGCUCGCGACCGCUUUUCUCGUCCUCUCGUUUCCGGCCUGGCUCGAGUACCGCCGGGAGGUUGUCAGCGUCAAGCGCAGCUACGCCGCCAUGCAGCCCCCGCAGAACUCGCCGCAACAACAUCGCCACCUCGCCUUGCUUGAGCGCUCGAGACUCGUGACCCAGCUGCGCCAGGCUCAUGAGCGGUUGCUUGAAGCCGGAUACGAUGGACUGCGGCCCGAGCAAGUCAUCUUCCAAACAAUGAAGAUGUUCUUGAAUGUCCAAAAUGACUCGCAGAUGGCGCAGGAUAUUCGAGAUGGGUUCCUGAGCCUGGAGGCAGAGCUGAUGAAGCUGGGUGAUCAAUUGAUGAAGGACGGCGGCGCGAAAUGGGUUAUGGGUGGUUCCUCAUCAGUUUCUAGCUUGGAGGGUCUUAGGUCGCAGGAGCGGGAUGGAUGA
This is a messenger RNA of Boeremia exigua, 2559 nucleotides long. RefSeq lists its product as uncharacterized. The coding region runs from base 1 to 2559 and encodes 852 amino acids. The record is from RefSeq and is a predicted model, not a curated record. The transcript is spliced from 3 exons. Lineage: Eukaryota; Fungi; Ascomycota; Dothideomycetes; Pleosporales; Didymellaceae.